UCUCUGCUCUCACCUUCUCUCACCUUCUCUUGCCUGCCCUCCCAGGGCCCCUCCACACCACACCCAUGGCCUGCUACGACCUCUGCCGCCCCUGCGGACCCACCCCGCUGGCCAACAGCUGCAACGAGCCCUGUGUCAGGCAGUGCCAGGACUCCACCGUCCUCAUCCAGCCCUCCCCCGUCCGCGUCACCUUCCCAGGGCCCAUCAUGACCUCCUUCCCCCAGAGCUCCGCCGUCGGAUCCACCGCAGGGGCUGCCCUGGGCACGGAGCUCAACGUCCAGGGACAGCCCAUCUCUGGCGGCUUUGGGACCGGAGGCUACGGCCUGGGCUAUGGCCGUGGCUUUGGCUACGGCCUGGGAGGCCUGGGCUGCUACGCCAACAGGGGCUGCUCUGGCAUCUGCUGAGGCCCCAAACAACUG
This is a messenger RNA of Pseudopipra pipra, 419 nucleotides long. RefSeq names its product feather keratin B-4-like. The record is from RefSeq and is a predicted model, not a curated record. Gene Ontology annotation, cellular component: intermediate filament. Gene Ontology annotation, molecular function: structural constituent of cytoskeleton. The coding region runs from base 66 to 404 and encodes 112 amino acids. The transcript has a single exon. NCBI's taxonomy places the organism in Eukaryota, Metazoa, Chordata, Aves, Passeriformes, Pipridae.